Molecule: messenger RNA, 396 nt
Organism: Thamnophis elegans (Western terrestrial garter snake)
Lineage: Eukaryota; Metazoa; Chordata; Lepidosauria; Squamata; Natricidae
Product: chemokine-like protein TAFA-5
Exons: 3
Coding region: 1-396 (131 amino acids)
Source: RefSeq, a predicted model, not a curated record
AUGUUGGCCGGUUGGAGAGAGCUGUCUACCAGGAUAAGUGCUAUACUUGGCUUCCUCCUUUUCUUCUGGCUCUUGUACUGCCAUCUGCCCAAAGAAGGAAAGGAGCUGGUGGUGGGGACAUGUGAGAUCACAGCCCUGGAUAGAGAUAUAAGCCAUCCCAAAAGGAUGAUUGCCCGACAAACAGCACGGUGUGCCUGUCGAAGAGGACAAGUUGCUGGAACAACUAAAGCAAAACCUGCCUGUGUAGAUGCCCAGAUCAUUGUUAAUAAACAGUGGUGUGGAAUGGAGCCCUGUGAUGAAGGGGAGCAAUGCACUUUAUUAAUCAAUCGUUCUGGCUGGAGUUGUACUAGGCAACUGGGACGAAUAAAAACAGUCACAGUAAGUAACCUGCCCUGA